UUUCUGGCCAUGUGAUAAAUGCAAAGAAUAUGGGAGCUGUGACAGCAUCACUAACAACACAUGCAGCUGCAUCAAUGAUAUUCCAAGUGACAGACAGUUCUGUCAAAGAGUCAACGAGAUAACAAGUGAUAACAUAACAUGUGCGCAACCAGCAACAGUACAACCACCAACAGCACCAUUAACAGAAUCUCCAACACAAUCAGUAUCAACAGAAUCACUAUCAACAACAAAACCAUCAAUAUCAUCAACAACAUUAUCAACACAAUCAAUUACUCCACCAUCAACAGAAUCACUAUCAACAGCAACACAAUCAAUGUCUUCACCAUCAACAGAAUCACCAUCAUCAUCAACAGCAACGCCAUCACCAUCACCAUCAAUGGUAACACCAUCAACAGAAUCCCCAUCAUCAACAGUAACAGAAUUAACAUCUACACCAUCAACACUAACACUAUCAACAGAAUCACCAUCAACAGCAACACAAUCAACAUCUAUGUCAUCUCCAUCAACAGCAACACAAUCAAAAUAUUCACCAUUAACAGAAUCACUAUCAUCAGCAAUUCCAUCAUCACGAACAUCAUCAACAGAAUCACCAUCAUCAUCAACAGUAACACAAUCGCCACCUAUGCCAUCACCAUCAACAGAAUCAACAGCAACACAAUCACAAUAUUCACCAUCAACAGAAUCACCAUCAUCAACAAUGCCAUCACCAUCAACACUAACACUAUCAACAGAAUCACCAUCACCAUCAACAGCAACACAAUUAACAUAUGCACCAUCAUCAACAGAAUCAACAUCAUCAUUAAAAGCACUGCCAUCGCCAUCAACACGAACACCAUCAACAGAAUCACCAUCAACAGUAACACAAUCGACAUCUACGCCAUCACCAUCAACAGAAUCAUCAACAUCUUCAACAGCAACACAAUCAACAUCUACACCAUCAACAGAAUCAUCAUCAACAGCAACACAAUCAAGAUAUACACCAUCAUCAGAAGUGCCAUCACCAUCAACAGAAUCAACAUCAUCAUCAACAGCAAUGCCGGCAUCAUCAACAGAAUCAUCAUCAACUGCAACACCACCAAUGCCAACACCACCAACAGAAUCACCAUCAUCAUCAACAGCAACGCCAUCACCAUCAAUGCUAACACCAUCAACUAAAUCACUAUCAUCAUCAACAGCAACACAAUCAAAAUCUACACCAUCAACAGAAUCACCAUCAUCAUCAACAUCUACACC
This is a messenger RNA of Sinocyclocheilus grahami, 1233 nucleotides long. RefSeq names its product probable serine/threonine-protein kinase tsuA. The record is from RefSeq and is a predicted model, not a curated record. The transcript is spliced from 3 exons. Lineage: Eukaryota; Metazoa; Chordata; Actinopteri; Cypriniformes; Cyprinidae. Bases 139 to 1155 code for a protein of 338 amino acids.